GAUCUGCUGCUGCUGGAAUUCUGAUCCGUCUUCAUGGCUGCAAAAUCUCAGAUUCUUGUUGAAACCCCUUCAUCGGCAUCAUCUUUAACUCCUCCCAUGAGUAUAAGUUGCGUCAAAGAAUUAGUAGAAUCAAACACCCUGAUCACCUCCAUCCCGUCCAACUACAUCUUCUCCACCAAUCUCUCCGACGACCAAGUUGUUACAGAAGAGCUCCCCAUCAUUGAUUUCUCCCUGCUUACAUCCGGUAGUCCUGAUCAACGCUCGAAGAUCGUUCAUGAACUCGGCAAAGCCUGUCAAGAUUGGGGCUUCUUCAUGGUUAUAAAUCACGGUGUGCCGGAGAAUCUGAGGGAAGAGAUGCUGAACGCAUGCCAAAGAUUCUUCGAUCUGACGGAGGAGGAGAAGAGGGAGUAUGCCGGGAAGCACGUAACGGAUCCGAUCAGGUGUGGCACCAGCUUCAAUGCUUCGGUGGAGAAGGUGUUCUUCUGGAGGGAUUUUCUUAAGGUGUUCGUACAUCCUGAGUUUCAUUCCCCAGGCAAGCCCCCCGGUUUCAGGGAGAUUUCCUCAAAAUAUUGCAAAAGAACAAGACAAGUGGCAAUAGAAUUACUGAAAGGGAUAUCUGAAAGCUUGGGACUGCAAGAAUACUACAUUGACAAUGAAAUGAAGCUGGAGAAAGGUUUUCAGAUUCUGGCUGGGAAUCUGUAUCCACCAUGCCCGGAACCAGAACUUGCAAUGGGAAUGCCACCUCAUUCUGACCAUGGUCUCUUGACCCUCCUCAUAGAUAAUUGCAUUGGUGGCCUUCAAAUCCAACACAAGGGCAAGUGGGUCCAAGUAAAUUCCCUUCCCAACUCUUUCCUUGUUAAUAUUGGGGAUCACCUCGAGAUAUUGAGCAAUGGAAAGUAUAAGAGCGUGCUACACAGAGCAAAAGUGAACGACAAAACUACGAGGGUAUCCCUUGCCAUAGCCCAUGGGCCGUCAUUGGACACUGUUGUUAGCCCAGCUCCGGAAUUGUUAAACAGUGAAAGCAAUAAACCAGCAUACUCCGGAAUGAAAUAUAGGGAUUACAUGGAGCUCCAGCAAGGAAGCGUACUUAAUGAGAAAACCAGUUUGGACCGGGUUCGAGUUAAAUAAUGAGGGUCGAACCUUGACCCGUUUAAUAGAACUGAUGAUGGUUUGAUGUA
Molecule: messenger RNA, 1178 nt
Organism: Telopea speciosissima
Lineage: Eukaryota; Viridiplantae; Streptophyta; Magnoliopsida; Proteales; Proteaceae
Product: 2-oxoglutarate-dependent dioxygenase 19-like
Exons: 4
Coding region: 34-1128 (364 amino acids)
Source: RefSeq, a predicted model, not a curated record